AUGGUGAGAAUGGAAGGAAGAAGGCGUGGAGGUUGCAGUGGUCGACGCAUAGUGGCUAGCAAAAGAGGGAGUGGCAAUGGCAACGCCAACGCCAAUGGCAUCACCACCAACACCAUCAACAACAGCAAUAACAUCAGUGUCAUCAAGAAGCUUCAAACCCGCGAGAUUUGUUCGAAGCCUCAUCGUGCUUUUGCCUCAGCCACUUCCCCUCACAGAUUCCGUACCAUGCGCUUGACCCACUAUUAUGACUCUCAUGAUCCCUCCAAGUCUCGCUCUUCCCUUUUGCCCUUCUUGUUGAAACGAACUAAAGUUGUGGAAAUUGUUGCUGCCAGAAACCUGAUUUUCGCUCUCUACCAUUCUGGGCUAUGUGCAGCUUUCAGUAGAGAAACUGAUGAGAGGAUUUGCUUUUUGAAUGUCUGCCCUGAUGAAGUCAUCCGCAGUCUCUUCUUCAAUAAGAACAACGACUCGCUUAUUACCGUUUCUGUUUAUGCUUCAGAGAACUUCAGCUCUUUGAAAUGCAGAUCCACAAAGAUUGAAUACAUACGGAGGGGCACCCCAGAUGCCGGGUUUCCUCUUUUCCAGUCUGAAUCAUUGAAAUGGCCUGGAUUUGUAGAGUUUGAUGAUGUCAAUGGAAAAGUCCUGACCUACUCGGCACAAGAUAGUAUUUACAAGGUUUUUGAUCUCAAGAACUAUACCAUGCUAUACUCAAUUACGGAUAGUCAUGUUCAAGAAAUCAAGAUCAGUCCUGGCAUCAUGUUAUUAAUUUUCAAUAGAACCAGCGGUCAUAUUCCCCUCAAGAUUAUAUCCAUUGAGGAUGGCACAGUUCUCAAAGUAUUCAACCAUUUGCUUCAUCGGAAUAAGAAGGUGGACUUCAUAGAGCAAUUUAAUGAAAAGCUUCUAGUCAAGCAAGAAAAUGAGAAUCUUCAGAUUCUUGAUGUUCGAAAUGCUGAGCUGAUGGAGGUAAGCAGAACAGAGUUCAUGACUCCAUCAGCAUUUAUCUUUCUGUACGAGAAUCAGUUGUUCCUUACUUUCAGAAACCGAACAGUUUCUGUUUGGAAUUUCCGAGGGGAGCUUGUCACUUCAUUUGAGGAUCACCAGUUGUGGCAUCCAGAUUGCAAUACCAACAACAUAUACAUAACAAGUGAUCAGGAUCUCAUUAUCUCUUACUGCAAGGCAGAUUCUGAUGAUCAAUGGAUGGAAGGCAAUGCUGGCUCAAUUCAUGUCAGCAAUAUCUUGACUGGGAAAUGUGUGGCCAAAAUUAAUACAACAAUUAGUUGUGCCAAGGCAGACGAGUGCAGCCGCAAUGGGUGUAGCUGCAGGGAAAGUCUUUAUCCAUGCCUAAUGAGGAAUUCAGUUACAGAGGCUUUGGAGGACAUCACUGCCCUCUUUUAUGAUGAAGAUCGGAAUGAGAUCUAUACCGGUAAUAGACAUGGUCUUCUUCAUGUAUGGUCAAACUAA
Molecule: messenger RNA, 1458 nt
Organism: Sphenostylis stenocarpa
Lineage: Eukaryota; Viridiplantae; Streptophyta; Magnoliopsida; Fabales; Fabaceae
Source: the annotation of a GenBank genome assembly